This is a messenger RNA of Dermatophagoides pteronyssinus (European house dust mite), 2100 nucleotides long. RefSeq lists its product as uncharacterized. The record is from RefSeq and is a predicted model, not a curated record. Lineage: Eukaryota; Metazoa; Arthropoda; Arachnida; Sarcoptiformes; Pyroglyphidae.
AUCGCCCACCAUUAUUUAUGUUUCAUAUUUGAUCAUUCCACCAUUGCUCUCAUCAUAAUCAUUUAUUUGUUGAAAGUGCUCAAGCAAAGAUCAAACAAUGAGCUUGACAUAUACCGAAAACCUUUCAUUGACAUUCGAUUCGAGCAAUGAUGCUCGAUUGGAUUUUUUCUUCCAUGUUAUUGAAGGUUCCAGUCCUGAACGUACUGUCGAACUAUUGGAAAAAUCAUGGUCACAAUCACCAUUGGAUACGAUGAAAAUGAUAAUCAAUUGUCGUGAUAUUCGUGGCGGAAAAGGAAUCCGUCCACAGGCAUUGAUUUGCUUACAAUGGCUUUAUAAAAAUCAAUUCAAUAAUCUUAUGCUUAAUUUGGUCCAUUUUGAUGAAUUCGGUUGCUGGAAAGAUUAUCUAAAUCUAUUGUUGAUCGCUUUGUUCGAUGUUCUACCAAAUGAUGUUGAUACCUCCAAAAAGAAGGAUAAAAAACUUUAUACACACAUUAACCCGUUUGAUACUGUCAUAUUACGAUCUUUUCCAAAAACGAAACGACAAGAAUUGGAAAUGAUACCAACUGUUUGUCGUCAAGUUGAACGUAAAUUCGUCGCUAAUGAUGAAUCGAAAAAAAUAGUUCGACAAAUUAUUACUGAACGUCAUCUUGAUGGAAAGAAAUUCGAAUAUAAAUUAUUGAAUAAUUAUUUUCCGAAGAUGGAUUAUAAAGUUGAAAAAUUUCAUUAUAAAAUCAAGACUAAUAAAGCCAAACUGAAAAAAUUGAAUGAAUAUCGAUUGGAAUAUUUCAAUAAAUUUUAUGAAAAUGAUAAGAAAUUUCAACAGCUUUAUGACAGAAUUGUUGACCUGUUUGCACAACAACUAUCAAAAGAUUAUGGUCAUUUCAAGGAAGAAAAAUUCAGCAAAUUAUCAUUGGCUUCCAAAUGGCUACCAAAUCGUGGUCGAUUUUUUGAUAAAUAUCUCUUCAUUUUGGGACCUGUUGCUAAGAAAUUUUUCGAAUUGAAGUCAGAAACCUUAAACGAAAUCGAUGCAACCAAACGUGGUGAAGAAAAACAAUGGAUUCGAUUAUUAACACGCAUAUGUACCGAAAUGAGACGUAAACUUCAGGUGCCUGAGGUUUUCAUGUCUUCCAAAUCAUGGGAAUCGAUCGAUUACAAACAUGUACCAUCAAUGGCCAUGCUACGAUAUCGUCAAGCAUUUAUUCGAAGUGAUCACGAACGAUUCAAUGAAUUUAUUGGCACCAAAUCAUUAAAUUCAGGCGCUUUGACUCCUGCUGAUCUAGUCAAACAAGUUAUGGAUGGUACUGUCCUCGGUGUUGAUCUUUUCUAUGAGCAAAUGCCAGAGAAUCUUGAUGAAGAAAAGUUAACAGCACUGAAAGCUAUCGAUAAUCAAUGGAAAUCUCUUGUUGAUAAUGUUCGUUCAAACGGAACACUAUUAUUCACCAAUACGUUGGCCGUAUGUGAUGUGAGUGGUUCGAUGUGUAUGUCAUCGCAACUCAUUAAACCAAUACAUGGAGCUAUUGGAUUAACGUUGUUCAUCAUGGAAAUCGCUGAUAAGGCUUGGAAUAAUCGUUGUGUUUCAUUUUCCUCAACUCCUUCAUUUCAUUCAAUCGAUAUGACCAAAUCGUUGGCUGAUCGUUGUAAACAAAUGGUUAGUUGUGAUUGGGGAAUGAGUACCGAUUUGAACAAAGUCUUUGAUUUGAUAUUAAACUAUGGCAAAGAGAAAAAUUUGACUAAUGAACAAAUGCCAAACAUAUUGUUCAUAUUUUCCGAUAUGGAAUUCGAUUCUGCUCUUUGUGAAAAGACUAAUUAUGAGAGUUGUAGAUUACAAUAUGAACUAGCUGGUUAUCGAUUGCCAUUCAUCAUAUUUUGGAAUCUAAAAGGUGAAAAAGCAAGCAAAUCAACUCCAGUAAGAUCCAAUCAAGAUGGUGUCAUACUAUUAUCUGGUUUUUCGGCACAGACAUUUAAAUUUUUAUUAAGCGUCAAGGAUUUGAAUGAAUUAUCACCUUUAGCUAUGCUAUUGAGAAUUAUCAAUGAUCCUCGAUAUGAUUGUAUUAAAGUUGAAUGAUUGAAUUAAUUAAUAAAAUUUAUGUUUUUUUUUUG